UGCAAUCACAUAUCAUGUGAUCAAACAGGUUUGUACUGGACGCAGGCUUUAUAAAAAGGCCAAAUCGACGGCCUUCACUGGGGAUCUAUACUCAUGGAGAAAGGUCGUAUCGACAUGCGACGGAACGCGCUUACCUGGGCGGCGGUCUUUUUGAUCUGCUUUUCAGUUGUGUCAGGACAGGUCGGAAAUCAGGCACCUAGGGUCACUCCCGGUCAGCAGACACUCCGUGUGGUCAAAACAGCACCUGUUGGUACCAACAUUACUACCUUGAACGCCGUGGACGUCGAUGGCCCGUCUCCCGUCAACUUCUUCAUCUCCGACUUCGCCACCAACCAGCUGGUGCAACUAAACUCUGUACCAGGCUCAAGGUCGUCCAUACGUGUACAGCUUAGUUCCAGCCUGGAGGCAGAGCCACCUUCGACGAAAUCCCUGUACAUCGUGGCAUCGGAUGGAAGAUCAAGGACCACUGCUACCAUCACGCUACAGGUGAUCAACCCUGUGUCACCCAUGCUUACCGGACUCAACACUACCGGGCUCCUUUCCAAUCCGCCAGAUGUUCAGGCAGUAGUUUCCAAUCUUCGUCUUCUGACCGAGACUCUUUGUGAUCUGUAUACAAAUCAAAGCCCGGUAUCCGAAUCGCUGACCCGUUUUCGUCUGUUCUGUCUCCUCUUCAAAGCAGUGUACAGUCAACUACCACCAAGCAUCUUUAACCCCGAUGAUACGACAGGUACCAACAACCCCCCAGUGUUCACCAGCCGAGCGUCCUUCACAGUCAGAGAGGGCCUGCCAGCCGGUUAUGAAAUUGGACAGCUGAUAGCUGUUGAUGACGAUGGGCCAGAGGAGAUCACUUUUAAUCUACGUGACUCACAAAACGGGCAACGCUUCCGACUGGGUAAUCCAUCAGGUCAAAGUUCAUCUGGUCGUUUCGUUAUGCUCUACCUUCGCCAGUCUCUUGACAGACAACGGACUCCGCGAGAAGUUCUGUAUGUAACUGCAGAGGAUGGCCAAUCAACGUCUACAGCAACGGUAAUCGUGAAUGUUGUGAGUGCAAACAACAACCCACCAAUGUUCGUCAGGAGGAACACGACAUUUAUAAUUGGAAACUCAUCACUUCCAGGCCUAAGGAUUGGAUCUGUUUUUGCCAUCGACAGGGAUUCGGGAAAUAACGGUCGUGUUUCAUAUUCAUUCCGGACUGUGAAUUCAUCCAUGCAGACAUUCUUCAGCAUGAAUCCCUCAGAUGGUUCUAUUUACCUGAAGAGAAAACUACCAGGAAACCGAAAUGUGACCCUCAUUGUCACAGCAGUGGAUGGAGGUGGAAUGGCAACAACAGCUAACGUCACAGUGCUUGUCCGUGCAUCUAACGGGAACACAAGCAAUGCCUGUGGAAACAGCACCUGCAUGAAUGGUGCAACUUGUAUCAGCAGAGGCAACAGAAAUUACACCUGCUCCUGCAGACCAGGAUUCACAGGAGCCAACUGUACAUACAGAAAUUCCACUUUUGGAUGUUUGAGCAAUCCUUGCCUGAAUGGUGCAUCCUGUCUAAGGGGAGUCAACAACUCUUACAGAUGCUACUGUCGCUUUGGAUACACAGGGUAUAACUGUGCCAGUAAGAACACAAGCAAUGCCUGUGGAAACAGCACCUGCAUGAAUGGUGCAACUUGUAUCAGCAGAGGCAACAGAAAUUACACCUGCUCCUGCAGACCAGGAUUCACAGGAGUCAACUGUACAUACAGAAAUUCCACUUUUGGAUGUUUGAGCAAUCCUUGCCUGAAUGGUGCAACCUGUCUAAGGGGAGUCAACAACUCUUACAGAUGCUACUGUCGCUUUGGAUACACGGGGUAUAACUGUGCCAGUAAGAACACAAGCAAUGCCUGUGGAAACAGCACCUGCAUGAAUGGUGCAACUUGUAUCAGCAGAGGCAACAGAAAUUACACCUGCUCCUGCAGACCAGGAUUCACAGGAGUCAACUGUACAUACAGAAAUUCCACUUUUGGAUGUUUGAGCAAUCCUUGCCUGAAUGGUGCAUCCUGUCUAAGGGGAGUCAACAACUCUUACAGAUGCUACUGUCGCUUUGGAUACACGGGGUAUAACUGUGCCAGUAAGAACACAAGCAAUGCCUGUGGAAACAGCACCUGCAUGAAUGGUGCAACUUGUAUCAGCAGAGGCAACAGAAAUUACACCUGCUCCUGCAGACCAGGAUUCACAGGAGUCAACUGUACAUACAGAAAUUCCACUUUUGGAUGUUUGAGCAAUCCUUGCCUGAAUGGUGCAACCUGUCUAAGGGGAGUCAACAACUCUUACAGAUGCUACUGUCGCUUUGGAUACACAGGGUAUAACUGUGCCAGUAAGAACACAAGCAAUGCCUGUGGAAACAACACCUGCAUGAAUGGUGCAACUUGUAUCAGCAGAGGCAACAGAAAUUACACCUGCUCCUGCAGACCAGGAUUCACAGGAGUCAACUGUACAUACAGAAAUUCCACUUUUGGAUGUUCGAGCAAUCCUUGCCUAAAUGGUGCAUCCUGUGUAAGGGGAGUCAACAACUCUUACAGAUGCAACUGCCGCUCUGGAUACACAGGAUAUAACUGUGCGAGUAGGAACACCAGCAGUCCUUGCGGCACAUGCCGCAAUGGUGGAACUUGCAUCAGAGCAAUCUCUGGUGGAUACACGUGUAACUGCCUUGUUGGAUUUUCGGGAGACAAUUGUGAAUACACUGAGGGAACUCCGAGGUUUAUGGUUCGUUCCACAACAGUCAAUGUCAGCGAGGCAGCACCAAUAGGGACGCAGCUUCUGCGGUUGAACUUGCUAUCACCCACACAACGUGUAACAGUGUCUUCAAGUGACAGAACGGGGACAAUACGUCUGAGACUCACUAUUGUCGGGUCAUCUGCAUCCAUAUCAGUGUCUCUUGGCCGCUCACUGGACAGAGAGAGGGUAAACAGAAUGAAUUUUACGAUCUUCGCCUAUGACGGUAACUAUGGGGAUUCGACAAAAUUGAUUCUCAACAUAACGGACGUCAAUGACGAGGCCCCCAUUUUCACCUCACCAGUGUACAUCGCCGUCAAUAAGGCAACUCCAGUUGGAGCAACGCUAAUGAUAGUCAAUGCUACUGAUGCGGACGCUGGCCAAAACGGAAAUGUAUCCUACAGUAUUUAUGGAGGGACAUCAGGCGCAAAUCGAUUCCGUUUGAACAGGACCUCGGGUGUGUUGUCAGUUAAUGGCUCGCUCAGUACCAUCACCGCCGACACCGUGUCACUCUACAUCCAGGCGAAGGAUAAUGGAAGUCCCUCGCUAUCUACAAUUGCAACGAUCAGCAUCAGACUGAGCAACUCAGCAAUACCUGCCAAUUCAUCCUUGAGGUUCCAGCCGAAUGUAUACUCCACGUCAGUCCCGGAAAACAGUAAUAGGGGCUCUUUCCUGGUCCAGUUGGCACUGGUUGACGCUGACCAAAGACUAGGAGGCCUGGCCAUGUCCCUUCGAGACCCCACAAACACGGUGUUUGCGAAUGACUUCAUCAUUAACAACAAUGUCACCUACAUAUCGCUAAGACUCAAUCAAACAUUGGAUAGAGAAGUAUUAACCAGCAAGACUGUGGUAGUCAUUGCCGCCACCAAAACGCCACCACUUAUCAGCGCUACGUGCACGGUCAACAUUCAAAUUGUUGACGUCAAUGACAAUCGGCCCGUAUUCGAGAGCCCUAGAUACACAGCAACUGUACAGUCGGGUAUCCAAGUGGGCAGUAUGGUGGCGGCAGUCAGCGCUACAGAUAGCGACACCGGGAAUGCUGGGCAGGUGUUCUAUAGAUUCACACAGAGAUCUACCGAAUUCAGUAUCAACGUCAACACCGGCCUGAUCACAACACAAGCCACACUUUCGCGCAUUGCAAAUACAGUCCAGACUAUAGCAGUUCUUGCACAGGAUAACGGUACUCCACCCUUGAGUGCCACGGCUAUUGUGGACAUUCAGGUAACGGGACAACCAGAUGACACAGGCAACACAGGUCCCGUGUUUGACAGAUCCCAAGUCAACGUCAUCGUCCGGGAAAAUUUGCCUGCCAAUACAGUCGUAACCACAUUAACAGCUCGCUAUUCCAAUGCUGGUCAAAGCAUCUCAUUCAUAAUGGAAGAUGACUACAAUUCACUCUUCACGUUACAACCAACUCUUACCAACACUGGAAGUAGAAUUGCCAUAGUGGCAAACGGACCUUUCGACAGAGAAAUUUCUCCACGAUACCUCUUGAAAGUUAUUGCCAUGGGUGGACGUCAAGAGGCCACCGCUACAGUGACAGUUGGGGUGCAAGACGUUAACGACAACGCCCCUGUUUUCAGCCAACAACUGUACAUUACCUCUAUUCCAGCUAGUACCCCAGUCAGCAGUAUCAUCCUCCAGACCCAGGCGACGGAUGCUGACAUUGGCAACAAUGGACAAGUUACUUACCGGAAACAAACAAACACAGCCCAAGAUUUGUCAGGGUCCUUCCAAGUAGAGAGCUCCACUGGUCGUGUCAUCAUCGUGGCCUCGCUUGCUAACCUGGCGGGGAGGACUGUCAACUUCUCCGUCAUAGCAACUGACGAUGGGACCCCAGCCCAACUGUCGACAACCAAUGUGACGAUCAGAGUCAUCAGUGAUGGUGACAACCAAAGUCCAGUCAUUCAAGGAGUUCCGACAACCAUCAGGGUCCCUGAAAACACCCCGACAGGGACCAUUCUCAUGCUUGUCCUGACCUCUGACCUCGAUGGCCCUAACAGGGUGACCUUGUCUUUGCCUGACCGAGAGUCAUUCGAUACCGUCCAAAUUGGGGGUUCAAUCAACAACGAAACAGCUACCCUGACCAGGAUAACCCUGAAUACAUUCCUCAAUCGGGAACUUGAGGCGACUAAGGUGUUUAGGAUCGUUGCCUCUGACGGACAAAACUCAGUCACGUCAACAGUGACAAUCGUCAUCGAGGACGUCAACGACAACACCCCCACCUUCACGUCAUCGUCCUACUCUUCUACCUUAUCCACAUCCAUGGGUGUCGGAAAUUCCGUGCUGACCGUGUCUGCGACUGACCCUGACCAGCGGGAAAACGGCACUGUCCAGUACUCUAUCCAGUCGUCGACAGCACCUGGAUACUUCAGCGUCAAUCAAAACACAGGAGUUAUCCUUGUCACCAACUCCUUGACCUCUCUGGACGGUCAGACGGUCACUCUCAGGGUGGAGGCGAGAGACAGAGGUUUGCCUCUUUCCCUGAAUGCGUCGGUCCUGGUGAGAUUGAGGAUACAGUCUAGUCCAGUAACAGUUGAAGACAACGUGGCACCGACGUUCCCUCAGCAGGUCAUGACCUUCACCGUCAGAGAAAACAAUAUCAACGGGAGCUACAUAGGCUCUAUUCGAUCCUUUGACGCUGAUGGCCCAGAGGAAGUGACCAUGCGCAUUGCGGGCGACACUGCUUUCAAUGGCGGCUACCUUGUUAGAUCCCUUCUGUCUCAGACCGGGGAUAACUCUUUGAUAUAUUACCUGGGCAUCAACACCGUGUUUGAUCGAGAGAGGGACCCUGAGAAUAACACUGUCCUGCUGAUUGCCAGCGACGGGUUGGCUGAGACCACUGCGACUGUGAUGAUUAGGGUGGAGGACUUGAACGACAACGUCCCAGUGUUUACUCUACCUACGUACACGGCAUCUGUUGCAGAAAGUUCCCCAGUCAACACCAUUGUAAUCCAGCUGGGGGCUUCAGAUGCGGACUCCGGACUCUUCGGGGAAAUCACAUACACCAUGAGGUCAAGUGAUCCGAUCGGCAGUCAAGCCUUCAGAAUAGACGAAAGAACUGGCACCAUCAUGACAUCAGGAUUGCUGUCUGGGCGGACAGGGAGCCUCGUUCUCACAGUGACUGCAACGGACGGAGGUCGAAGGCCAUCCACAGUCGAUGUCAACGUCACGAUUGUCUAGAAAUCAACAACCAGAUAUCUGGAUCAGACCUGUAUACUAUCAUCUGCUCAACACUAUUUCUCUAUUUUGUACCCACCCAACUGUCCUGUUUCUCAACCCUGGAUCUGCCUCUGGACUCAAUGGAUGUGCUGAAAAAUGUGUUCAUUAUUUUGAAUUAUCGGACUGUCCUUUUCACAGAAGUGACUGAAAAAGAUCAGUUUAAAACAAUAAUCCCACAAAAAUUGCUACCAAUUCUACAAUAAUGGAUAUACAUGAAUUACACCAUACAAUAUCCCAUUUUCAAAAGUGGUAAAUCACUAAAAUGCAUUGCCAUGAGGAACCAUCAUGUUUGGCUGCAAAUCAUUUAAAUGUAAGCAUUUCAGAAAUAUCUGUACGUCCCAAAGAUCAUUCCAUUCAAUGUAGAUAUGCAUCUUCUCCUUCUUUGAAUAAAUAGUUUGCUGUA
Haliotis rufescens (red abalone) is the source of this 6367-nucleotide messenger RNA. RefSeq names its product protocadherin-16-like. Gene Ontology annotation, cellular component: catenin complex; plasma membrane. Gene Ontology annotation, molecular function: calcium ion binding; cadherin binding. Gene Ontology annotation, biological process: homophilic cell-cell adhesion. Lineage: Eukaryota; Metazoa; Mollusca; Gastropoda; Lepetellida; Haliotidae. The record is from RefSeq and is a predicted model, not a curated record. The transcript is spliced from 62 exons. Bases 94 to 5925 code for a protein of 1943 amino acids.